UCCUUAAUUCCAUGGGCCAGGGCUGUUCUGGCUGGCUUGCCACCAACUAGGACAAGACGGAGGGGCUGCCUGGCUGGAGGCAUCCUGAGAUUCUCUAUCCCUGCCAGCCCAGGCCUGGGGCAAUCUGCAAGGCUGUCUCAGAAGAAGAGAAAAAGAGCUCAUGUUUUCAGGAGAAAGGCCAUGUCAGAGGGCACCCCUGCCGACCUGGGCACACUUUGGGGGUCAGGUCUGAUCUUCCGCAAUGAUGUCUGCCCCUGCCCUUGCUUGCCCCCCAGCCCAGGCCCACCCAGGCCCUGCUCUACCCUGAUGCCCAAAGCUCUUCCUAGAAGACACGAGGUAGAAGAAAUGAAUGCAUCUCUAGCAAGAAAGAGGGGUGUUAGAAGGAGAGGGGGGCUUCCUGGUGAUGAGAGGAGCCCCUCCCCGCGUGCUGAUGAGGGCCGGACUUGGGGGGCGGGGCGGGGCCUCUCCGCCCGCGUGGUCCGUCGCCUUGACGACCUGGACAAGAUGGCGACGCUGCAGGGCGGGCUUCUGGGGCCGGACCCCGGGGCGCUGAGCCCCGCGCAGCAGGAGCAGCUGCGCAACUUCAAGAUUCAGACUCGGAUUGCUAACGAAAAAUACCUGAGGACCCACAAAGAAGUGGAGUUGCUCAUAAGUGGUUUCUUCAGAGAAAUGUUUCUGAAACGACCAGACAACAUCCAAGAAUUUGCCGCAGACUAUUUCACGGAUCCAAGACUUCCCAACAAGAUUCACAUGCAGCUAAUUAAGGAGAAGAAAGCGGCUUAAUUAGCAGAAUCAUGAUGCUCAGCUGUUGAGAGGGAGACCAGAAAGAAUCCAGCCUCAGGGGUCACCUGGAAGCAAGGGAGCCCUGUUGCCGUCAGGGUGGGGUUCCGAGCUGCCUUGGGCCAUGUCCGCUGUUGCAAAGGCUUUUAAAGCUAUUCAUUAAAAGCAGACCUUUCCACUCUC
This is a messenger RNA of Zalophus californianus (California sea lion), 963 nucleotides long. RefSeq names its product regulatory subunit of type II PKA R-subunit domain containing 1 (gene RIIAD1). Lineage: Eukaryota; Metazoa; Chordata; Mammalia; Carnivora; Otariidae. Bases 181 to 783 code for a protein of 200 amino acids. The record is from RefSeq and is a predicted model, not a curated record. The transcript is spliced from 8 exons.